AUGACAACGGAUAUGAAGCUGGAUUCUGUACCCCCGUCACUAAUUAGUUUUUUGUCAAGGCAGAUCAUAGGCAGUGGUUUUGAGCUCUAUAAAAAGGCUGUUGCAUCCGCGACUAAAGGUGAUGAGGAUUUUGGCAAGGCCUUAAAGGACACAUUGUAUGUUCAAAUACGUGAAGACAAGUGCCAUGGAAAAUCUGAAACCGAAAGUUUACCAGCUGAUGCAACAGUUACACCCAAGCCGUCUCUUAGUGAUCAUCUGGUCAUUCAAUGUAAGCAGGAAGAUACGUCCGUUUCAAGUCAGGCUUCUCAAAAAAAGAUUGAGGAGGAAGAGAUUGAACAGCAUAUAAAAUCUGAAGAGGUUGGAAAUGGGAUUGAACUUAUUGACCAAUCUUCGUCCCGUUUAACAGCGAAAAAGAUUAGCAAAGAGAAGAAGGUGGUUAUCAGUCCAGAGGUUGAACAUGCUCUUGGCAUAUUAAACAAUGUCAUUUCAAUGGUCAGGGGAAGUGGAAUUAACAGCCAGAUUUGGUCUGGAUUAGGCUCUACCAAUCAAGAAUAG
Messenger RNA from Papaver somniferum (opium poppy), 555 nucleotides. RefSeq lists its product as uncharacterized. The transcript is spliced from 3 exons. NCBI's taxonomy places the organism in Eukaryota, Viridiplantae, Streptophyta, Magnoliopsida, Ranunculales, Papaveraceae. The coding region runs from base 1 to 555 and encodes 184 amino acids. The record is from RefSeq and is a predicted model, not a curated record.